Molecule: messenger RNA, 6207 nt
Organism: Cebus imitator (Panamanian white-faced capuchin)
Lineage: Eukaryota; Metazoa; Chordata; Mammalia; Primates; Cebidae
Gene: STAG1
Product: stromal antigen 1
Exons: 34
Coding region: 343-4203 (1286 amino acids)
Biological process (GO): sister chromatid cohesion
Cellular component (GO): nucleus; cohesin complex; chromatin
Molecular function (GO): chromatin binding
Source: RefSeq, a predicted model, not a curated record
GGCCCGUCCCGUCAGCAAGGCAGUGAGCACCGCGGCCAGCAGAGGGCGGUCCGGACCCAAGUCUGCAGCGGCGCCAUUGGCGUGUGGAAAAUGCCACCAGAUGGCGGGUUAGGAUUGCAGCUCCGUUGAAGGCGCGGCCCCCGCUCCCGAACCCCCGGCGACCACCCCGUAACAACCCCCCCACAUCGGGAAUAACACACCGGAGACUUUUGGGGGGAAACUAGGUCGACGGCCGGUGGCGCCCGGAUGGGCAGCUGAGGAUUGCCUUUGAGGUUAUUUUAAAAGUUUUGAGUUGUACAGCACUUGAUUAUUUUGCUGCAUUGUGAAAGGACCUCUCCAGCAAUGAUUACUUCAGAAUUACCAGUGUUACAGGAUUCAACUAAUGAAACUACUGCCCAUUCCGAUGCUGGCAGCGAACUUGAAGAAACAGAGGUCAAAGGAAAAAGAAAAAGGGGUCGUCCUGGCCGGCCUCCAUCUACAAAUAAGAAACCUCGAAAAUCUCCAGGUGAGAAGAGCAGAAUUGAAGCUGGAAUUAGAGGAACAGGCCGUGGAAGAGCUAAUGGGCACCCUCAACAGAAUGGCGAAGGGGAGCCUGUCACAUUAUUUGAGGUGGUGAAACUGGGGAAAAGUGCAAUGCAGUCCGUGGUGGAUGACUGGAUUGAAUCAUAUAAACAAGACAGGGACAUCGCACUUCUGGAUUUAAUCAACUUUUUUAUCCAGUGUUCAGGAUGUCGAGGUACUGUGAGAAUAGAGAUGUUUCGAAAUAUGCAGAAUGCAGAAAUCAUCAGAAAAAUGACGGAAGAAUUUGAUGAGGACAGUGGUGAUUAUCCCCUUACCAUGCCUGGACCUCAGUGGAAAAAAUUUCGUUCAAACUUUUGUGAAUUUAUUGGAGUCCUGAUUCGACAAUGUCAGUAUAGCAUAAUUUAUGAUGAGUAUAUGAUGGACACAGUAAUCUCCCUUUUGACGGGUUUGUCAGACUCCCAGGUCAGAGCUUUUAGGCAUACAAGUACCCUUGCUGCCAUGAAGCUCAUGACUGCUCUGGUGAAUGUUGCCUUAAACCUCAGUAUUCAUCAGGAUAAUACCCAGAGACAGUAUGAAGCCGAAAGAAAUAAAAUGAUUGGGAAGAGAGCCAAUGAAAGGUUGGAGUUACUACUUCAGAAACGCAAAGAGCUACAAGAAAAUCAGGAUGAAAUCGAAAAUAUGAUGAACUCUAUUUUUAAGGGUAUAUUUGUUCAUAGAUACCGUGAUGCUAUUGCUGAGAUUAGAGCCAUUUGUAUUGAAGAAAUUGGAGUAUGGAUGAAAAUGUAUAGUGAUGCCUUCCUAAAUGACAGUUAUCUAAAAUAUGUUGGCUGGACUCUUCAUGACAGGCAAGGGGAAGUCAGGCUGAAGUGUUUGAAAGCUCUACAGAGUCUAUAUACCAAUAGAGAAUUAUUCCCCAAGUUGGAGCUAUUCACUAACCGUUUCAAGGAUCGCAUUGUGUCAAUGACACUUGAUAAAGAAUAUGAUGUUGCUGUGGAAGCUAUUCGACUGGUUACUCUGAUACUUCAUGGAAGUGAAGAAGCUCUUUCCAAUGAAGACUGUGAAAAUGUUUACCACUUGGUGUACUCGGCGCAUCGCCCUGUAGCUGUGGCAGCUGGAGAAUUCCUUCACAAAAAGCUAUUUAGUAGACAUGACCCACAAGCAGAAGAAGCAUUAGCAAAGAGGAGGGGAAGAAACAGCCCAAAUGGAAACCUCAUUAGGAUGCUGGUUCUGUUCUUUCUUGAAAGUGAGUUACAUGAACAUGCAGCCUACUUGGUGGACAGUUUAUGGGAGAGCUCUCAAGAACUGUUAAAAGACUGGGAAUGUAUGACAGAGUUGCUGUUAGAAGAACCAGUUCAAGGAGAGGAAGCAAUGUCUGAUCGUCAGGAGAGUGCUCUUAUAGAGCUAAUGGUUUGUACAAUUCGACAAGCUGCUGAGGCACAUCCUCCAGUGGGAAGGGGUACCGGCAAGAGAGUGCUAACUGCCAAAGAAAGGAAAACUCAAAUUGAUGAUAGAAACAAAUUGACUGAACAUUUUAUUAUUACACUUCCUAUGUUACUGUCAAAGUAUUCUGCAGAUGCAGAGAAGGUAGCAAACUUGCUACAAAUCCCACAGUAUUUUGAUUUAGAAAUCUACAGCACAGGUAGAAUGGAAAAGCAUCUGGAUGCCUUAUUAAAACAGAUUAAGUUUGUUGUGGAGAAACAUGUAGAAUCAGAUGUUCUAGAAGCCUGCAGUAAAACCUAUAGCAUCUUAUGCAGUGAAGAAUAUACCAUCCAGAACAGAGUUGACAUAGCUCGAAGCCAACUGAUUGAUGAGUUUGUAGAUCGGUUCAAUCAUUCUGUGGAAGACCUAUUGCAAGAGGGAGAAGAAGCUGAUGAUGAUGAUAUUUACAACGUUCUUUCUACAUUAAAGCGGUUAACUUCUUUUCACAAUGCACAUGAUCUCACAAAAUGGGAUCUCUUUGGUAAUUGCUACAGAUUAUUGAAGACUGGAAUUGAACAUGGAGCCAUGCCAGAACAGAUAGUCGUGCAAGCACUGCAGUGUUCCCAUUACUCGAUUCUUUGGCAGUUGGUGAAAAUUACAGAUGGUUCUCCUUCCAAAGAGGAUUUGUUGGUAUUGAGGAAAACGGUGAAAUCCUUUUUGGCUGUUUGCCAGCAGUGCCUGUCUAAUGUUAAUACUCCAGUGAAAGAACAGGCUUUCAUGUUACUCUGUGAUCUUCUGAUGAUUUUCAGCCACCAGUUAAUGACAGGUGGCAGAGAGGGCCUUCAGCCUUUGGUGUUUAAUCCAGAUACUGGACUCCAGUCUGAACUCCUCAGUUUUGUGAUGGAUCACGUUUUUAUUGACCAAGACGAGGAGAACCAGAGCAUGGAGGGUGAUGAAGAAGAUGAAGCUAAUAAAAUUGAGGCCUUACAUAAAAGAAGGAAUUUACUUGCUGCUUUCAGCAAACUUAUCAUUUAUGACAUUGUUGACAUGCAUGCAGCUGCAGACAUCUUCAAACACUACAUGAAGGUAUACUUAGCUCUUUUCACUGGACCACAAAGACUCAGCAUGAUUAUUGUUGUGAUAGAUCUAAAGUUCAAUUCAAGGAGAGAAACGUAUUUCUCCUUAUACCUUUUACAUAUUUUUAAAUUACUUAUUCAGAAAAUUUUAAAAAUUCUGAGCUAUAGGUUUUUCCUCUUUGUUUCUUUCUACCAGUUAUUUAAUGAACUUGUUCAAGAGCAAGGUCCCAACCUAGAUAGGACAUCUGCCCAUGUCAGUGGCAUUAAAGAAUUGGCACGUCGCUUUGCCCUUACAUUUGGAUUGGACCAGAUUAAGACACGAGAAGCAGUUGCUACACUUCACAAGGAUGGCAUAGAGUUUGCAUUUAAAUACCAAAAUCAGAAGGGACAAGAGUAUCCACCUCCUAAUCUGGCUUUUCUUGAAGUACUAAGUGAAUUUUCUUCCAAACUUCUUCGACAGGACAAAAAGACAGUCCAUUCAUACUUAGAGAAAUUCCUUACCGAGCAGAUGAUGGAAAGGAGGGAAGAUGUAUGGCUUCCACUCAUCUCCUAUAGAAAUUCAUUAGUCACUGGGGGUGAAGAUGAUAGAAUGUCUGUGAACAGUGGAAGCAGUAGCAGCAAAACUUCAUCAGUAAGGAAUAAGAAAGGACGACCCCCACUUCAUAAAAAAAGAGUAGAAGAUGAGAGUCUGGAUAACACAUGGCUAAACAGGACUGACACCAUGAUUCAGACACCUGGCCCCCUGCCAGCACCACAGCUCACAUCUACUGUACUUCGGGAGAACAGCCGGCCCAUGGGAGAGCAAAUUCAAGAGCCCGAGUCUGAACAUGGUUCUGAACCAGACUUUUUACACAAUCCUCAGAUGCAGAUCUCUUGGUUAGGCCAGCCGAAGUUAGAAGACUUAAAUCGGAAGGACAGAACAGGAAUGAACUACAUGAAAGUGAGAACUGGAGUGAGGCAUGCUGUUCGGGGUCUAAUGGAGGAAGAUGCUGAGCCCAUCUUUGAAGAUGUGAUGAUGUCAUCCCGAAGCCAGUUAGAAGAUAUGAAUGAAGAAUUUGAGGACACCAUGGUUAUCGAUCUGCCUCCAUCAAGAAAUCGGCGCGAGAGAGCUGAGCUAAGGCCAGACUUCUUUGACUCUGCAGCUAUCAUAGAAGAUGAUUCAGGAUUUGGAAUGCCUAUGUUCUGAAGUCUGAAGAAAAUUUACAAAUCUGGAACUCUAUUAUUUAGAGCUAGAGGCCUAUAUACUGUGAUAGCUUGUAUGGGGAAAAACACUUUUGAUGUGAUCUGAUUUGUUUUUUAAUCAAAUGAUUAAGGUCAGUUCCUUUUUGCAGUGACAGAAGAGGAGCAUGUAAAUUACCCAAGGGAAUGUUGGUGAAUGUCAACUCAGAAAGACUGACCUGAAAAUCAUUUGAGUCCUACUAUUGGACUUAUCCCAAUACAGAUGUGUGUGUUUUUCUGGAGGGAGGAAGAAAUUUUAAAUUUUUAAAACAGCUGUCAAGAUAAACACUGUUAUACACCUGUUUUAUGAAAACUCAACAUUGAGUAAAAAAAAAAAUAUUUUUAACUUUAUUUUCCUGUUGUACAAUUUAAAACCGUUUUAACAUUUUGCCUUUUUAUGUUUUAAAAGCUAACCAUUUUUAUUAAACCUAUGAGUAAGCAGCUCAUCCUAAUUGCUGAAGAGUGUUUUGGAGCUCACUGGAUUUGGUUGACCUUGUGGAACACAAAUAUGAAGGAGCAGAACACUGACAAGCUAAGAUGAAAUUCUGAUACAGUGCAUCUCUGCCAAAAACCACACACCCUCUGUGGAUAUGGAUAUGAAUUCCCAGAUUUUAUAUACUCUUGAAUAAAAAGGUUUAUUUUUAUUUAUAAGUGGGCAUAAAAUAAGAAAUGUCCUUGCAGCCAUUUUUCCAACAGAUGCUGUACACCGUUCAUUUUAUAUAGACUAGGGAGAUUCGAAUACAGUGCAUUUUCUAUUGGUAUUUGUUCUGUGCAUUUUUAGCAACUUCUACCAGCAAAUAAAGUAUUCUCAGUAAAACAAAAAUGAUUCUCAAGUUAUCAGUUUGCUGUUUUUACCACUUAUUUCAUGCCCUGCCAAAUUCAAGUUACACAGAUUUCCAUUUUCUUAAGAUAAUCAUGAAGAAAUCCUUUAUCAUUCAAAAGUAAUUUUAAGUGUAACAUAACUGUGUCUACUUCCCAUGCACUUAAUACCCUUAUGCGCUAAUUUUGUGAAUUAAGUUUACUGAUUAUAGAAGUAUGUGCCGCAUAGAAGUCUGUGCUUAGAGGGUGAAGUUCCUAAGCUUACCUUGAAUUACAGCUACAUUUCAGUGUUAAAUGUGCAUAUUAAGAAUACUUUUUUUGGGGAAAGAAAUUAUUAAUCUUCAGGACCGUCUACAAUGGUUUAGAGUUACAUUCUGCCUAGACUCUUACGACUUGCUGCUAUUGUUUUUUAAAGCCCGCUUAGUUUCUUCCUUUCGGAUUUCUAAAGUAAGCCUCAGAAUUUCCAAACCAAUCCAUCCACAGCUGUUCUGGGCUGGUUUUUAAAGUAGCUGCAACAGAAUCAUGAGGCUUUCCCUUUUUAUGAAAUACGAAAAACGUUUUUAAAAAUUCUGCGCACCCAGUGAUCAUCUUUUGUGCGGGAAAGCAAGAUGGAUGAUUUUAUUCAUCCUUUUAGUAAACAGACACGAAACAUUUUUCUCAACAUUUGUACAGUUCUGAAAAAACUUGGUCACCAAAAAUGUUUUCUCUGCUAAUUCAGCAAUUCUUGGGCUCCAGUUGGUUAGGGGAGCUGGGGCAUCAAUUUCUCCCAGAAUUGUGGGCUCACUGGAAGUGAAGGCGCAGGAAUGACUGGACUGUCUACCCCAGCCCUGCCUCCCUGUGGUUUUGGCUGGGGAGCAAGCCAUGAGGUGCCCUGGCACAUGCACAAACUGAUGCUUUGUGUGACAGUCUCGUAUCGAAAACAGACGCCGACAAUUGGUAGACUACCAUGCCACACACAAAAAAGGCUUAAUAUCUACUCCAAUGGGUUUCCAGUUCAGUUUGAAGUCAAUCAAAUUUUUGUAUUUUCGGUGUCUCCUUGAUUGGUUUUGCUAGUAAUUCUGUAAAUUGUACAUUUGCAAUAUGAGGUUUUUUUCCUUUUGUACAAUUUGAAACUGAUGCUUCACCUUUCCUUUAAUAAACUAUUCAAAAUCAG